AAACCCUAUUUUUUCAGCUAAGCAUUUGCACAAACACUUCAUCUGCAACUUUCAACAACAUCCAUGGCGGAUCAACCUUCUUCAUCCCCAACCUCCAUUGACCCCUACAAACUCCUCAAAAUCGUCCCCAACCCUGAUGGCUCCCUCACCCGCUUGACCACUUUCCCCACCGUCUCCCCAACUCCCACCCCCACCGAAUCCAUUUCCGCCACGGCCGCCGAGUCAGACUCCAACUCUCCCCAACUCGUCCUCUCCAAGGACAUUCCCUUAAACCCAGAAACAAAAACCUUCUUCAGGCUCUUCAAACCCCACCCUCUCCCCCCAAACCACCGCCUCCCUCUCAUCAUCUACUUCCACGGAGGCGGCUUCGUCCUCUUCUCCGCCGCCUCCAAACCAUUCCACGACUCCUGCUCUCGCAUGGCCCUCACUCUCCAAGCCCUGAUUAUCUCCGUCGAGUACCGCUUGGCUCCCGAACACCCUCUUCCUUCAGCCUACGAUGACGCCGUCGACACCAUCGCCUGGGUCCACCGCCAGGCCUCCGACGUCGACGGCUGCGAUCCCUGGUUGAAAGACGCCGUUGACUUCUCCAGGUGCUUCCUAAUGGGCAGCAGCGCCGGAGCUAACAUCAUCUACCACGUGGGUUUACGCCUCUCGGGUGAUGAUCUCUUGCCGAUGAAGAUCCGAGGGCUGAUACUCAACCAGCCUUAUUUCGGCGGGGUCCAUAGGACUGAAUCCGAGACGAGGUUGAUCAACGACCGGAUAGUGCCGCUGGUCGCCACCGACUUGCUGUGGGCAAUGGCUUUGCCGAAGGGCGUUGAUCGGGAUCACGAGUAUUGUAAUCCGACGGCGGGAGGUGGGGAUGGGAGGAUCGAACGGUUGCCGAGGUGUUUGGUUAGAGGGUAUGGUGGGGACCCGCUGCUGGAUAGGCAGAAGGAGUUUGCGGCGUUACUUGAGUCACGUGGGGCGCACGUGGUGGCCAAGUUUGACGAGGGGGGUUAUCAUAGCGUGGAGCUCUUCGACCCUAGCAUGGCCCAAGCUCUAUACGACAUUAUUAGGGAUUUUAUGGAGUCGUGCGAUGCAUACGACGGUGAUAAUAUUGUCGUUUCAAAAUCGGCGAUUUGAGAGAGAAGGCUAAUAAGCUGACAUGGCUUACUGGAAAACGCCAUUUUGGUUGAUGUUACUUUCGCUUGUAUUGAGUUUUAACCACAAUAAGGCAUAUCCAAUGAUUAAAUUAAAAUAAAGGAGAAUGCUCCGAGUCUUUCUAUUUAAA
Pyrus x bretschneideri (Chinese white pear) is the source of this 1270-nucleotide messenger RNA. Its product is annotated as probable carboxylesterase 8. Gene Ontology annotation, molecular function: hydrolase activity. Lineage: Eukaryota; Viridiplantae; Streptophyta; Magnoliopsida; Rosales; Rosaceae. Bases 64 to 1122 code for a protein of 352 amino acids. The record is from RefSeq and is a predicted model, not a curated record. The transcript has a single exon.